Molecule: messenger RNA, 1943 nt
Organism: Zea mays
Lineage: Eukaryota; Viridiplantae; Streptophyta; Magnoliopsida; Poales; Poaceae
Exons: 5
Coding region: 682-1680 (332 amino acids)
Source: RefSeq, a predicted model, not a curated record
CCCUACUCUUGUGAGAGUCGCGAGGACGAGCUUUCCCCCUCUUGAGAUCCGGUGUCUAAUCCAUUUUUCAAGGUGCUGUGUGCAAAAUUUAUAGUCUUAAAAUUAUAUGAAGUGUGUAACUAUUUUUGUUAACUUGAUUUCCUUGUGUUCCUUGAUAUUGCUUAUAGUUUUACAAUGGAUAUGAGUACUAGAGAUCGCAUUAGAAAAAGGAGGGAUGAUGAUGAUCUCAUGCUUUUAAUUCUCCCUACUCUACAUCUCUUGGGCUAUAUUGGAGAUAGUGAAAAAAAAGUUGCGACAUACAUCAACGCUAACUGGAGAGGAAAAGGUUAGGGAGCUACUUGAAGGCCACAUCAAGAAUUGUAGGACAUCAUUUAGGAUGGAACCUUACAUCUUUAAAGCCUUGGUCAAUUAUCUUAUAAGCGAAGGGUUGGUUAAAGACACUAGAAGAAUCAAGGUCGAGGAGAAGCUUGGUUUCUUUUUAUAUAUGAUUAGUCACAAUGCGUCAUUUGAGGAUCUCCAAGUAUUCUUUGGUCACAGCAAUGAUACAUUCCAUCGUGUGAUCAAACAUUUCUUUGACAUAGUUAUCCCUGCCCUCAGCAUGCGGUUCCUUAAACCUCCCUCCAAUCAAGUACAUGCAAAAGAUCGCGAAGAUAACCGAUUUUACCCUUACUUUAAGAUAAGAUGUUUAGAGGUUCUCCUAAGAUAGUAGCUUUAUCUAAAGCUGCUCAAAAGAAGGCUUCUCCUAAAGCUGCAAAAUCAAAAAAAUGUGGCGGUGGUAUUGAGAGAGCUGCAUGGAAUGUUGAAUUAGAGAAGAGUCUUGUUGACUUGUUGUUUGAACACAAUAUGCCUCCACAUAGGGCUCAAAAUGGAUGGAGUCCAGAUGCUUGGAAUAAAAUAGUUUCUGAAUUCCACGAGAAGCAUGAAUAUGUUACAUUCAACAAGAUCCAAAUUCAAGAAAAGGAGAGAGAAUUAAAAAGGGAAUACAAGAUAUUGAAGGAGGUAAGAAAACAAAGUGGAGUUUCUUGGAAUGAAAAAAGAUGCAUGAUCAUUGCUGAACCAACGAUAUGGGACAACAUUAUCACUACAUUUCCUAGAGCUAAGAAGUUCCGCAAGAAGUCUUUUCCUCUCUUUGAUGCCUUGGGUGAAUUAUAUGAUGGUCACAUUGCACAAGGGACUUGGAACAUUACAUCUACUCAACCACUACAAAAUUCUGAUGAAGGAGAGAAAUUUAAAACCAUAGAAGUGGAAGAUGAAGAUACUAAUGAACCACAAGUAGAUGCGAGAAUAGAACAAGAUGAAGAUAUAGUAAUUGUUGAAAGGGUUGAACAGAGGUUACCUAAAAGGUCAGGUGCACCAACUGUCAAUCAAGAGAAGGAGACAAAGAGAGUGAGGAAAGAUGCACUAGAAGGGCUGAUAGGGAGGUACCUUGAUGUGAAAACAAAGCAAGUUGCAGAUGAGGCCGCACAAUCAACAAAAGAGAAGGAAGUUGCUCAAGGUAAUGAUUUUUCUAUCAAGAGGUGUAUUUCUGUUCUUAAGACUAUGGAUAUCACAAGAGAUGAGAAGAUCAAAGCAGCGGGGGUGUUUAACACACCAAAUUACAGAGAAACAUUUAUUUGUUUUAAUGAUGAUGAGCCAGAAGUCGCUCUCCUUUGGCUAAGGGGGAAGAUGGAUAAACUCUAAAGGGUCCAAGGAUAAAUAUAUUAUCAACAUCUCUAGAGGAAGAGAAAGUCAAGUCACAUCUUCAGUCUGUGCAGGCUGUUUAUUCAGUUUCAGUCAAUAAGGCUUAGCUUGUAGUGUGUGUGGUCUGAAGCUUGCAUGUGCAUGUAGAGACUGUUUCUUCGGUCUGUGCAGGCUGUGCAGUUUUCAGCUUGUUUCUUCAGUCGUUUCAGACUGUGCAUACAUGUGCUCGUCUCUACUUUGUCAAAAAAAAAUAGUGUUAUUCA